ACUUUAAAAGAAGCUAAAGAGAGAGAAAAGCUCAUUACAUUAAGAAUGGCAUGGAUAUUUUAAACCUCCAUAAUCUUACUAGAGAGUAAUUGUUCUAUGAUAGCAAUGCAGAAGUUAUUAGGAACAUAGGAAGAUCAGCUCAAGAUCGACAUUAUUUAGGGUGUCUUUGUGAAGUGUAAUUUUUAAUGCUUUGUACUAAUACUUUUCUCUAGUAAACUAUUAUUUUUCUCCAUUUUGAGCUAGAUAUUCAUCCUCAAUGGCCUUUCUGGAUCUCCUGAAUCAAGUUGGGAACCUAGGGAGAUUCCAGAUACUUCAGAUAGUUUUUCUUUUCCUCCUCAAUGCCAUUGUGACACCUCAUAUUAUAAUGGAGAACUUUACUGCAGCUGUUCCUAGUCAUCGCUGCUGGGUACACAUCCUUGACAAUGACACUGUCCCUGAUAAUGACAGUAGUAGAAUCCUGAGCCAAGAUGACCUCCUGAGGAUCUCGAUCCCCUUGGACUCCAACCUGAGACUGGAUAAGUGUCGUCGUUUUGCCCAACCACAGUGGCAUCUUCUUCAUUUAAAUGGCACUUUCUCCAGCACAACAGAUGCAGACACUGAGCCCUGUGUAGAUGGCUGGGUGUAUAACAGGAGCAACUUCCUAUCUACAACUGUGACCGAGUGGGACCUGGUAUGUGAAUCUCAGGCCCUUCAUUCUGUUGCUAAAUUUUUAUACAUGAUUGGCCUAUUUAUAGGAGAUAUCAUAUAUGGCCAUCUUUCAGACAGGUGGCUGUCAGAGUCAGCUCGGUGGCUGAUUGUGACCAACAAACCCCAGAAAGCCACAAAGGAACUUAGAAAAGUUGCACACAUAAAUGGAAUGAAAAAUUCUGGAGACACGCUAACUAUGGAGGUUGUGAGAACAAGUAUGAAGAAGGAACUUGAGGCAGCAAAGACAAAACCUUCUCCAAAAGACUUGUUCUACACACCCAUCCUACGUAAGCGGAUAUGUCUCCUGUCCUUUGUGAGAUUUCUAGCAACAUUAUCAGGAUCCGGCCUGGGAUUUCAUCUCCAACACCUGAGUCCUAAUAUUGUCCUAUUGCAGUUUCUCUUUGGUGCAGUGGCCAUACCAGCCAGUGUUAUUGGACAUUUUGUACUUAAUAACAUGGGUCGUAGAAUAGGCCAACAGGUUAUUCUGUCCUUGAGGGGAAUCUGUAUUCUCACUGCCAUAUUUGUACCUGAAGAAAUGCAGACUGUGCGUAUUAGUAUGGCCACAUUGGGAGGAGCAGUUUCUUAUCUAUGUGUUGCGAGUAAUCGUCUACAUGCAAAUGAGCUACUUCCCACCUCAUUAAGGUCAACAGCUAUAGGAACCAUUGGGGUAAUUAGUAAUACUGGAUUAUUCCUGGCUCCACUAUUUAUGAUGCUAGUAGCAUACUCUGCCUCCUUGCCCUGGAUCAUCUAUGGAAGCUGCUCUAUCCUCUCUGCGUUUAUUGUGUUUCUCCUUCCUGAAACCAAGAAUCAGCCUCUUCCUGAAUCCAUCCAUGAUGUGAGAUAUGAGUGGGAAAACUCAAGACAAGCAAAGAAGGAAGAUCUCAUCAUCAAAGUCACAAAGUUUUAAGGAACACGUGGAAUUGGCAACUGAUCAAAGAGCUAUUGAAAAAACGUUUUUUCAAGACAUGGUGAAAAAUUUCCCAAGAUGAUUACUUAGGAUUAUUGAUAUUAGCUAACUUUUAAAUAAAUAAACAUAAAAUAUAAAGCAUGAAUCACAUUGAAAUUACUACAAUAAAUUACUAUUUACCAAACACCCAUGAUCAAUCACAUAAUUGAUUUGAAGUAACAUAGUACAUCAAAAGCGAUCUUUCUUGAUUAUUUUUGUAAUAUUGUAUAGCUACCAAGUUUUUGUUUGGCAUGUAUAUUAGCCUUCUUUCCACUGCUGUGAUGAAAUAUCUGAGAAAAAUUAAAGGAGCAAAACUUUAUUCUUUUUCCAAUUCCA
Messenger RNA from Grammomys surdaster, 1969 nucleotides. RefSeq names its product solute carrier family 22 member 27-like. The transcript has 8 exons. Gene Ontology annotation, molecular function: transmembrane transporter activity. Lineage: Eukaryota; Metazoa; Chordata; Mammalia; Rodentia; Muridae. Gene Ontology annotation, biological process: transmembrane transport. The record is from RefSeq and is a predicted model, not a curated record. Bases 257 to 1594 code for a protein of 445 amino acids. Gene Ontology annotation, cellular component: membrane.